AUGCUUCGUUUCACGUUGUUGCUGGGAUUUUGCGCUGUAGCAUUCGCCAAGAAGAGCGUUAUUGCGGAAAAGGGAGUGAGCAUCAUGUUGCAAGCGGUGGGCUCAGCCCGAACAGCGGGCACUGUCCGUAUGUGCACUUGUCAAGAGAUGCAACGGUGUAUCGCUCAAGACAUGAAUACGAUGAACACGUGUAGUCAGCAGUGCUACGGAGUGUUCUCGUCGGUCACCCGAACUCCAUAUGCUUUGAGAGGCUGCCUAGAUCAAGGAACCGCGAAUCAGGUCACCUCUUGUGUCACUUCGGGAUUGUUCAGCUGUAACGGUCGUGGCUACACCCGUCGGUACAGCUAUCAACGAUUCUACUCCACCGUACUUCUUCAGCUUCAAUCGCGCAAGAACGAGCUCACUGGAACGUCGGCUCUGCGAAUGAUUCAGCCAGUCGCCAGCGCUGGGCUCGACUUCGGCGCGUGCUCCUUGAACUGUUUCAAUCGCUACAAUCCGGAUCGGUGCUUUGACUCGCUUGGAUGUCAACCACAAGUGAACGAGCAAAUGGUGCGCCCGUUGGCCAAGAAAUGCUUCAAGCAAAUCGAGCGCGCCGCCGCCUCCAAGUGCUAUUGUAUGCUCAACGCUGGUGUGAGCUCUCUGCGAAACUUUUGCGGGUUGGCCUCGUCGUUGAUGAGGGGU
Molecule: messenger RNA, 681 nt
Organism: Mesorhabditis belari
Lineage: Eukaryota; Metazoa; Nematoda; Chromadorea; Rhabditida; Rhabditidae
Source: the annotation of a GenBank genome assembly